AUGAGCGUCAUCCUCUGCACCGCUGGCUACGACCACACGAUCCGCUUCUGGGAGGCCCUGUCCGGCAUCUGCUCGCGCACCAUCCCUCACCCCGACUCGCAGGUCAACCGCCUCUGCAUCUCGCCCGACAAGCGCUUCCUCGCAGCCGCCGGUCACCACACGGUCAAGCUGUACGACAUCAAGUCCAGCAACCCGAAUGCCGUGCUGACGUUCGAGGGCCACACGGCCAACAUCACCGGCGUGGCUUUCCACUGCGAGGGCAAGUGGAUGGUCACUAGCUCCGAGGACGGCACCGUCAAGAUCUGGGACACGCGCAGCGGCAACGUGCAGCGCAACUACAGCCACGGCGGCAUCGCCGUCAACGACGUCGUUAUCCACCCCAACCAGGGCGAGCUGAUCAGCUGCGACCGCGGCGGCAACGUGCGCAUCUGGGACCUCGGCGAGAACAAGUGCUCGCACCAGCUAAUUCCCGAGGACGACGUUGCUGUCGCCUCCGUCACCGUGGCCAGCGAUGGCUCGAUGCUCUGCGCGGGCAACAACUCGGGCAACGUCUACGUCUGGCGCAUGAUCCAAGACCGCGACAUCACCUCGCUGGUGCCCGUGUGCCGCUUUGUUGCCCACAACACCUACAUCACCCGCGUCCUGCUGUCGCCCGACGUGCGCCACCUGGCCACCUGCUCUGCCGACCACACGGCCCGCAUCUGGUCCGUCGACACUUCGCAGCCGCACAAUGUCACGGGCGCCGAGCAGCUGCCGCUUGAGCGCGAGCCCGGCGCCUUUCCGCUGGAGACGACGCUGCACGGCCACCAGCGCUGGGUAUGGGACUGCGCCUUCAGCGCCGACUCGGCCUAUCUCGUCACCGCCUGCUCCGACCAUUACGCCCGCCUGUGGGAGCUGAGCUCGCAGUCCAUCAUUCGUCAGUACAACGGCCACCACCGCGGCGCUGUCUGCGUGGCUCUGAACGACACCGCAAUCAACUGA
This is a messenger RNA of Lasiodiplodia theobromae, 981 nucleotides long. Its product is annotated as WD repeat containing protein. Gene Ontology annotation, molecular function: protein binding. NCBI's taxonomy places the organism in Eukaryota, Fungi, Ascomycota, Dothideomycetes, Botryosphaeriales, Botryosphaeriaceae. The record is from RefSeq and is a predicted model, not a curated record. Gene Ontology annotation, cellular component: TORC2 complex; TORC1 complex. The transcript has 2 exons. Gene Ontology annotation, biological process: regulation of actin cytoskeleton organization; TOR signaling. Bases 1 to 981 code for a protein of 326 amino acids.